Messenger RNA from Rhipicephalus microplus (southern cattle tick), 925 nucleotides. RefSeq lists its product as uncharacterized. The record is from RefSeq and is a predicted model, not a curated record. Lineage: Eukaryota; Metazoa; Arthropoda; Arachnida; Ixodida; Ixodidae.
GGGUGUGACAUCGUUCAGUGCCGAAUUCCUCGUGGCAAACGGGCCUGCCGGCACUUGCAGGCACGGAAGGCGCAGGCGAUCAGAGCGAAGCACUUGCAGUCAAGGAGCGGAGUGACAGCAUACGUGACAUGACAGUGGAGCAAGCCAUCGCCGCCUUUGCUUCUUACAGGCAGGAGUCAGCUCUGCUCGCCGACUUCAAGACGCUGUGGACUGCCGACAUUCCUGAAUGCUUCGAAAAGGGCAUCAAGAGGAUGUUCCUGGUGCUGAUGAACUCGGGGACGAAGGAUGAGAUACUAGAAGAUUUCCAAUGCCGGAAACGAUAUUCUUCUCAUGGUGUUGGGUGCCAUUGCUCAAAGGGUUUCAGAAAGUCUGGACAGUCUUCUGACAGAGGGCCCAACACUUCCAACUCCAUGUCUAGUCCAACGUCCCAACGGGAACCUGGACCUGUUUGUCGGCGGGUUCUACCUGCUCACCGCCUCGUCUCUGCUCGGAGGCAGUGUGCGUGCUGUUCGCAUCCUUCUGGGUGUUCCACAUCGAGUAUCCGCAGGGAGGCCGGAACAUCCUGACAUUCCUGGAACACGCCUUCCUCAACUUGCGUCACACCAAGCCCCGGCUCAGGUGCUGGGAGCUCAUCAACCUGUACAGAAGCACGCACAAAUGACACUCCGUGUUGGAGUUUUGUUAUUACCUAAGAAAGGGAGCCAAAGAUGAUGGUUGCUACGUUUAGCGCUGUUAGAUGAACAUCGCUAUCGAUGCAAAAGCUAGCUGAAGGGGAAAUGAGAAGUCCUGUGUUCUUAGUCUCACGUUGAACGUUGUUAAGCGUUCAUAUUUUUCAUCGUAUUGUUCCAUCAUACAAACUGUUUUCUGCAAGUAUAUAUGUUGUCUGUUCUGUAUUUCUGGUAACACUCAAUCUCUUAUCCACAGA